Messenger RNA from Paramuricea clavata, 489 nucleotides. The record is from the annotation of a GenBank genome assembly. NCBI's taxonomy places the organism in Eukaryota, Metazoa, Cnidaria, Anthozoa, Malacalcyonacea, Plexauridae.
AUGUCAUCGAAAAAACAGGCAGAACUUGUCAGAAUAGCACUUCAAAUGGCUGCAGAAGCAGGACUGCGUGUUUGGUCAAUCACCACAGAUGGCACAGCAGUAAACAUUAGUACAUUUCGAGAAUUAGGCUGUGACUUUACCACAUCCUUUGAUUCUAUGGUGACGAAGUUCAAUCACCCGACGGAAAAUUACUAUGUUUAUGUUAUACUCGACCCUUGUCACAUGUUAAAGCUUGCCAGGAAUGCUUUAGGUUCGCUCAAAUCACUUGUUGAUGAAGAUGACAAUUUAAUCCAAUGGAACUUUUUCCAAUCUUUAGACAAAAUGCAAGAAAGCGAGGGAUUUACGCUGGGUAACAGGUUAUCGAAACAGCAUAUCCAAUUUCAAAAACACAAGAUGAAUGUUCGUCUGGCAGCACAAACACCGAGUGUUAUGUUAUUAGUCUGUUUAUUAUGUUACAAAAACAACCCUUAUAUACAUGAAUCUAAUUAG